GUGCAGGGCCUGGAGAUCGAGGGCAGGGACUGCGGUGAGGCCGCGGCCCAGUGGAUAACAAACUUCCUGAAGACGCAGCCGUACCGCCUGGUGCACUUUGAACCUCACAUGCAACCGAGAAAUUCUCACCAGACCGAAGACCUGUUUCGACCCACAGACCAGAUCCCGUACUCAGACGCCAGCCCCUUCUUGAUCCUUUCUGAGGCAUCGUUGGCAGAUCUCAACUCCAGGCUAGAGAAGAAAGUUAAGGCAACUAACUUCCGGCCCAAUAUCAUAAUUUCAGGGUGUGGUGUCUAUGCAGAGGACUCAUGGAAUGAGCUUCUUAUUGGUGAUGUGGAACUGAAAAGGGUGAUGGCUUGUUCCAGGUGCAUUUUAACCACGGUGGACCCGGACACGGGCGUCAUGAGCAGGAAGGAGCCUCUGGAGACCCUGAAGAGUUAUCGCCUGUGUGACCCUUCUGAACGAAAGUUAUAUGGAAAAUCACCUCUCUUCGGACAGUAUUUUGUUCUGGAAAACCCAGGAACCAUCCAAGUGGGAGACCCCGUGUACCUGCUCGGCCAGGAAUAGGAAUCAUACGUCCUGGAAUAGCAGGUGUCUUUAAAAAAUGUCCUCAAAAAAUGCCAACACUUGAAGCACAGUAUUUUGGACCUGACACCUCGGCAUUUUCUUUAGAUCUGUGAUCUCCAAGUCUUUCGUCUUUUGGACUCUUCCUUGUGUCUCAGCGCUUCCAGCAUCCCAGUGCACAAAGUGAAGAAAGAGAGUUUUGAUAACUUAAUAGGACUUCAGUAAGUCACUUAAAUGACAAGGUAGGAUUCUAAAAAUCGCUUGUUUAACUGUGAUUGUGGAAUAAUUCUUUCUCCUUCUUCUCCAUUCACCUACCCAGAGGGCUAACUUCCAUCAUCUCAUUGCUACUCUUUAGGGAAAGAGGAGACAAGAGAAAGAGUAAGAGUGGGGGAGUGAGAAGCAUGUUCUGGAAUCUUUUAGUACCCCAUGCCCGGGGCAUGCAAUGGAAAUUAAAUAGCUCUCCGAAUAAGGAUGGACUGUCACUUCACUUUUCUCCUCAAUCCCUAGACAAGCUUUUAAAAGGGCAUAAGGAGCCUGACCUUCAGGAAACACUUAGGAUGUUCAUUUUCCAUAGAUCAUCUUGGAUCUGGCACUAUUGUCUCUCAGACAGUGUCCAUGAGGAUUUGAUGGAUCUUCAUAGCAUGCAGUACCUCUGGGCUGUAGGACAGCAGAGAUGUCAGGGUAGAAAAUCAACUCAUGAGAGCAGUGUUGCAGUCAGACUCUGAUAUGUAAUACGUGGAAAGCAAGACAAAAACUUCCUUGCCUUGGGCUUCCCUGGUGGCGCAGUGGUUGAGAGUCCGCCUGCCGAUGCAGCGGACGCGGGUUCGUGCCCCGGUCCGGGAAGAUCCCACGUGCCGCGGAGCGGCUGGGCCCGUGAGCCAUGGCCGCUGGGCCUGCGCGUCCGGAGCCUGUGCUCCGCAGCGGGAGAGGCCGCAGCAGUGAGAGGCCCGCGUACCGCAAAAACAAACAAACAAAACUUCCUUGCCUUGAAACGGAGUAUCAAAUAUAUCCCAUUGGUGAGCCCAGACUUUUCCCAGUAUAUGAGAGUGAACAGUACCACUGAGUAGGGGAAGCACCCUUGCCUGAUGUGGUCUGAGAUGCUGUUUGAUGUUGCCCGGGGAAACGAUGGUGCCCGUCUUAAGAGCAAAAAGAAAUAGUCUGAAAAGGACAUGAUGCCACCUAGUGGCAUUGAAUGACAGCUCAGCCUUUCUCGGCUUUUCAGCUGUUGAAAAGAGGGAAACUUGUGGAUGGGUUUUAGUUUUCUAUCCUAGAAAAUUUUUUUGAAAGAAAGUGGGGUACUCUCUGCUUCUCUGCUGUGGGCAUUUGGUUCUAAAAGCGUGGCCGUGCUGUCACGGGGUCCUUCUGGAUCUCGCUGGUCCCAUCAACUCAAGACUGGUUGCUCCUCCGCAAAAUCAGGGUGAAAAAGUUCUGAAGUCCAUGGAUGAGAAGAAGCGUGAUUGUGUGAUUUGAAAUAAAUGACUUUAUUUUAGGUUUUGAAUAAAACCUUUCAAAGGCGAAAAGGAAAACAUGUGCCAAUUCACUUAAAAACCAAUAUCUGAUUUUUCUCCUGAUCAGAUUAUAUAACUCUAAGAUCUGAUGAAGUAUAUCUUUCGUUGCCAUUUUGCCCUUUGACUGUAUUAGGGAGCUAAGUCAUGACAAAUGUGUUUCAAAACUGUAUAUAAAUGGAAACUACUUUGACUAGUUUCAGAUCGUACUCACUUCUUGGCAGGAAGUCAGACUUUGAAAGCUGACCGAUAUGAAUGGGCCAAACCAAUCACCCUGUCACCUGACACACACACACACACAGCAUCCUCCGGCGAACGCCCGUCUUUGAAGGGCCGUCAAGUAAACAUGCUUUUUACCAAAAGCUAUGCGUGUUUCCCUUUGGUUUUAUAAAAGAGGUUAGUAAUCAUUGGAACCAAGCCCAGCUCUGAGGUAAAGUUACAAGGUAACAGGUGUACAUAUGUAUUCUGGUUGGUGAGUUAUUGCAAUUUGCUUUUCACACACUCGGCGUGAAGUGCAAUGAGAAUAAUUAAUCAGUUAACCUUGGCCCAUCACCUUCCCCAAUAGAUCCACUUUCUACUGAAACUACAGACAGAUUAAGAGUUCAGCAAAAAUAAGAGUUCAGCAAGUGGCAUUACUAAUGGGAACCUCUGAACCCAUGGCAGAAUGCACACAGGAUUUAGGAAACCACGUGAACGUCGGGUCUCUGAGAGCAGCCAACGGUUAGGCACUGAUGAGAAACUCAAGGUUGGUUUGGUGGAUAUCCCGAGAUAUUUAUAACCAGUGGCAAGCUGAAUGCCUUCGACCUGAACUUCUAACCCCUUGUCAAUAGUAACAGCCACUUCCCCAGGGACUCAAUCUGUUUCAAAGGCCACACUCACGCAAACCCUGUCCUUCUGUGCACUGCAGGGGAGCCCUCCAGUGGAAGGGGGCUCUAACCCUAACACCUCCCUCAUUUGUCUGGAGUCUUCUUCUGCUACUCCGAGUGUGAGGAAGAUUCCAGUUUAAAGACAGAGCUUCCAAUGACCUCUAGAAUCUCAGAGUAGUUGCCAAGCUUUCUGUCAGUGAGAUUUAAAAGCCAUUUACUUGUGUUUAUUUUAUAUUUAAUGAGUUGGUUAAUGCCAAAGGCAGGGCUGAUGUCUGGUUUAUUUUGGAUACUGAACCUCUGCACACAAUUCCACUUGAAAUAUCAGGUCAGGAAUAUAGACCAUCGCAGACCCUCAGAAAGGUCUCCUUAUAGCUGCAGAUGAUGGACAUUCAGGGUCAGGCCAAAACAUCCACCGUCGUUGUGUGUUUCAUUCCGGGUGGCAACGUCUCGCUGCAGUCACAGCAGAGAGUUACAGACCCACAGCUGGAGAUCUUGCAAAGAACCACGUGGGAAAGAGCCGAGGCAGACUGCUUAAAGGCUGACUUUCCCAGCUGUUCCCCAGAAAAAGUGAGAACGUUACAAAUGGGAGAGAGAAGCAGCAACUUACACACAAGGGCAGGAAGAAAUCGGGGUGAGCCUGAUGGAAAUUAGGCAGCUGUCCAGCAGUGAGAAACACUCCUCAUCUCCUUCUGCCCUUAGUGAUACGGGGUGAGGAGAUGCCCUUGUGGGAGGGCUGCCAGUUUGCUAGAACUGUGUGCAGAGGCCAGGCGAGCUUGACUAGCCAAGCGUGACUUUGAGAAGCCACCUAUGAGGCUGUCACCAACAGUGACCGCAGGCAGGUGCCCCCAGAACUCUGGGAGUGUGACAAAUGCAAGCAAUCCGUGGUGGCCGAGAGCAGAUAUUUUAGCGUCACUCAAAGAUGCCUGUUACCUGUUGGUAACACUGUACUUCCCUAAGUUUUACUGGUCCAGGGUGUUCUGAAAGUUUGCCUGCAAGGAUGCUCCUAAAAAGAGAAUUCCGUGGACCAAUACCUUUGGGAAGUCCUGCAUGCCUCACUCCUCUUCCAAAGGCCCAGCAGCCUAUAGAAGGCUCUAGACUGACCUGCAGUGAAGAAUUCUAUUGGUGUUUAACACUGCCCUCCCGAAAGGUCUAUUUCUGGUCAUCUUUUGGGAAGCCCUGCAUUGAUCUCUAGAGGGAGCAGCAGCCAGGGGUGAGUGGUCGUGCUUAGCGGGAGAGGUGUGUUCGUGGGAAGGGUGAAGAAGAUAAAGGGCUCCUGCCACGUGGGGGAGGCCUCUCUGGUGGUUCUCUGUCCUGCUCCUUUACCUUCUUUGAGCAUUUGUCUCCCUCAUAAGCCCACAGCCCCUGAUUCUUCCUCUUCAUCCUCCCCUCUAGCUCCUCUACUAGUCCCUGACCUGUAUCUUCAAGGGUUCAGACUCCAUCCAGUCUUUGUGGAGCUCGGUGGGAUCUAAGUCAAGUCCAAGUUCAACGUGUCCCUUUGGCGUUUGCUGGGAGUACUCUACAUAAAGUAUUGUCGUCGUAAUUAUUUCUGAUUAAUAUUUUUACACCUAAUAAAGCCUCAAAGGGAGGGCGUUUACUUGGUCUAGGGGAGGGGCACCUUCCAGAUGACUUGCCAGCAAUUAAAGCAGCUUGUUAGUCGGAGGCCCAGGACGGCCGAGGACAGCUGGAGAGCUCUUCUUUGCAAGCAGCUCUGGUUAACAUCAACCAGGAAAGCUCUUUGUAAACAAAUGAAUAAUUGAUCGUCCCGCGCUCACAUAGCUACUGAGGAUCUGAGCCCGUAUGACUCAUUUGAGAGCCAUCCCUGUCGUCUGGAUGCCAUAACAUUGGAGGAAUGAUGAUCGUUUCUUGGAGAUUCUUCUGUGGCCAGAGUUGCCAAGACCAAGGCUGUAAUGGUUUGUUAUGAUGACCUUUGUUAUUCCAUUAGGCUCAAUUGCUUUAAAAAAUGAUGUGUGCAUACUUUCGGAACGUUUUUACCCUUUACGUUGACCUGACAUCAUAGUUUAUAUUACAGAAUGUAUUAAUGACAGAGGAGUGUUUUCAUGUCCCAAGGACAAAUUUUAACAACCAUAAUCUGCCCUUAGUCAUCAUAAAUAUAAAUGUAUUGGUCAAACAGAUCUCGUUAAUGUGGCCAAGAUAAAUGCAAGCCUAUAUUUUAAGGCGGCUGAAGUCCUAGAGAAUAUAUUUGGAGCUUUUUGUGGGGCUAAGAGAUCUUGUAUAGUGCUAUCAGAAGGCUGAGAAAAUUAACAUGUUUCCCCCUCUAGUUUGGCGUUGGACAGAUAUUAACGUCUUGGGGAUGUCAAGGAAGAUUGCUCACAUAGUUUCUGGACACCAUUAAUGCCUGGUGGGGUGAAUCUUAGUUCUUAAAGCUGUAUUCUCAUUAUGCUCCCAGGGCUUUUGAAAAGAAAGAAAAUACAGAUUUCAAGUCUCAACCAUGUGUUGCUCAACUGUAUUUCCCUGUAUCACACUGUGUCUUAAAAGUUUUAAUUAUAUUAAUCCUCCUGCCCCAACAUCGUGUUUCCUGUGGGAGGAGGCCCUUUUCCACAGAUGUGUGUCUGACGUUUUGCAUAUUCCAGUUGGCAAUCCAUAUGCUGGCAGAUGAUGUUCUGGGCGUGAGCUGUAGGACGGGUCAAAUACUUUUCCUCUUCGUUACACUACGUUCAGAAGUGUGGGCCUUUAUUGGCAGUAUCCACGUUUCAAACUAAUCAGGCAGAAAAUAAAUGCUUGUUUUAAGAAACACUUUUUAAUCACGUUUUUAUUUUGAACCAUGAAAAUGUGUUUCAGGCAGUAAUGUCUCACAUGCUACUCUCUGAGCGAGCAGACUGUUUAUAGGGGUGAGUUCAUCUCCCCCAGAUUCGGUAAACAUGGUACCAUCAUUAAACUCCAUGUGGAUUACAGUCACCUAGCAAUGAUUGAUGAGCACUUCAGAUAAAACCAUUUACCCUUCUUCCCUUAGAGGAAUCUUCUAAGAAGGAUCUUCCCUUCUCAAUCUGCUAUAGCCUUUGGCAAAAGCACAUAUUGGGCUUUGGAAAUGUGACUUUUUGCCUGAAACUUUUCUACAGGGGAUUGGAUUAUUUUCUAAAUUUAUUGGUGUGAGGACAGUGCCAUGAUAAUCUCCUGUGUGGUCUAAACUUUUUGGUCUUUUUAAAACGUGAGGCACUUACCCCCAUGUUCAUAGCAGCACUAUUUCCAAUAGCCAAAAGGACAACCUAAGUGUCCAUUGACAGACAAAUGGGUAAACAAAUGUGCUAUAUCUGUACAAUGGAAUGUUAUUCAGCCUGAAAUUGGAAAAAAAGUCUGACACAUGCUGCAGCAUGGAUGAACCUUAAGGACAUUAUGCUAAGUGAAAUCAGCUAGUCACAAAAGGACAAAUACCGUAUGAUUCUACGCAUACGAGGUAUCUAGUGUAGUCAAAUUCAUAGAAACAGAAAGAAGAAUUGUGGUUGCCAGGGGCUGGGGGAGAUGGGAUGGUAGUUAUUGUUUAAUGGGUGCAGGGUUUCAGUUUUGCAAGAUGACAAGAGUUCUGGAGAUGGAUGGUGGUGAUGGCUGCACAACAAUGUGAAAAUACUUAACACUACUGAACUGUACACUUAAAAAUGGUUAAGAGGGUAAAUUUUAAGUUGUGCGUAUUUUACCACAAUUUUAAAAUAAUAAUAAAAAAGAAAAAAAAGUGAGGCACAUGAAAGGCUUGGAGCUGAAUUAAUCCAAGCUCUAAGACCCCUUCCUGGAAAGCCAGCCCAGACUAUAGCUGCUGACAGCACCUCAACCCCACCCAGAACAUCAAGAACUCUUCUUGCUGAGGCUAAAGAGAAUAAGAAAUUGAAAUGGAAUGUCUUUGAACUUGAUCUUGAUUGAGAGUGAGAUAAUUUAACUUCAGGCUUUCAUUUCUUCUUUUCACUUCUUUGGAUCUUGUAAGGGGAUUAAAUUUUGGAUCUGGGACUCCCUGAUAAUUUGAUACUGAGAAGGUUAAGUUCAAGUGUCGAACAUCAUUUUGUUGGCAUUUCAUUUUGGGGGUGCUUUUAUGAUAUCAUAAAUUAUGAUAUCAUGAUUUUACUGCCUAACCUCUGAUAGGCUAUGUUGGUCAAUGUAGCUUGAAAUAAUUUGAGAUGGAAAAUUGAAGAGAAACUACCUUUUUCUUCUUGACUAUAGAAAGGCCUUGAAAAACAUAAUGUAUUUCACUGACCCAACUCAGAAACUUAUAGGAGAAAAAUCCACACUGCCUGCCCAGGAAGAUCUACAGUGGAGCAGUGGCUGGUUUGGGGGUGGAGGUUGAUUGCCUCUCUGAAGAUGUGGUACCCCUUCUGGUUGACCAUAGGCAAAAUGAUUGGGCACCAUGGGUUCAAAGUACCAAAAGUUGUGUAAUUUGGGGGCAGAGAUUGUAACUUCCCUCAGGCUGCUUGAGUAUUAUAAUCGCACGUAUCCCCAAUGCAUCCAGCGAAGGGGCAUUAGUUAGCCUGGGCCCUUUCCUACUUCCUCUCAUUCUCCUUCUCAGGAGAGAAAUGCUUGGUAAACUUGGGAGUAGCCGUUGACUUCUGCCACCCCUCCCCCCUCUUCCUUCCUGGGAUCUGCCUGCCUUCAAGCUGCUGGAACUCAAGUCUCCUUGGUUCGAGUGGUGAGCUUGGCAGAAAAACCCUGCCCUAGUCGGGAGAGACCCGUAACUGUCCAGUGCUGUCUGGGUCUUGGUGGAUAAAUUUUAAACUGAGAGAAAAAAAAAAAAAAAGAAAUUCCAUUGCCUCUAUAUUGCUAAACCACACCCUCCAGCCUAGCCUUUAUCAGUAAUAAAACAGAUAAUUUGACCUCAAAAAAAAAAAAAUAGGACUUUUCAUCUGAAACUAUGUCCACACUCUUAAUCGUGCUGUGCCUUUGUCAGGUGCCAUGAAGUCUGCCAUGAGUUCAUCCACUGCAUGCUGUUUAAUCCUCCUGACAAUCCAGUGAGGUGGAUGGAUGGGAAAGCCUUUUGUAAGCUGUCUCAGUAUUGUAAUCACACUUGCCCCUAGUUGCAUAACUCAACGUCAGGGAGGUUUGAAAAGGUUAAGUAACUUGCCCACGUGAUAGGUGAUGGGCUAGAACAGAACUCAAGGCUUUUGGUUUCUGGCAACGUGCUGCUAAAAAUCUGUUGGCAAGAAUUCAUUCAAAGAGCGUUAGUAUCUUCAACUGGAACCUGGUUUAAUCCUACGGUCUCGUUUUGAUGUGUUUGCUUAUGACUUAACGAAGGGAACUUUAUGACCAGUGUGUGUAGGCUGCAGUGUGUAUGUGAAUCACCGAAAAAUUUUGCUCAGAGUGACUAUUCCUGUAUCUGACCCCCUGAUAUCCCAGCGUGGCAGGUCUGUGGUGGGACCUAGGAAUCCUCCGUUUUAUAAGGGCCCCAGACUCUUCUAAACUCUUAACUGAUUCCCUGCAGACUAAGUUCUCACUGACACCUUCUCACCCUACCUUAAUGUUGGCAUUCUCUUUAAUGGUGUGUAAAGGAAUACUGGAGGGACAAAUCCUGGCUUUCUUUGAGAAAUGGAACUCACUAGAAUGCCUUGCGGUUUAACAUGAUGCACCCACGUUGGGCGACGUGCUCACGCUAAUCCAAACACUCAUCCCCCACCCCUCAGAGGAUCACAGAGCACCCACGUCUGGAUGCAACGGAGGACCACCUGUGCCCUGAAAGAGAGCCGAGCCCUGAAGACACAACCUGGAUGGAUCUUCGCGCAGCUGGUUAACUCUCCACAUCAGUAACUAAUCCUGAAUUAAUUAGGCAGGAACGGGCAAGGCUUGGGGCAGAACAAUUGUGUACAGACGUGUGACAAAUGUCUGCGUGGGAAUGUAUGCGUGGGGGAAUAAUAAGAAAGUAUGCUUUGUCAGAAUAUUUGCUUCUUUUAAAAAUCAGUUUGUGCCUUUUAAUGAAUCAACUAGUAAGAAGGAAGCCCAAAAUACAGCAUUAACAGCGCAAAGAACAUGGGAGUCAAUGGUAUGGUUUUUGUGUUUGUUUCUUUGCUUUGUGUUUAUUUUGUCUUCAUUUGCGAGACAAGGUAAGGAUUAGGAAUGCUGGUGAGUGAUUGGCACAUACUCUAAAAGCUCUGGGAGAUUCUGUCUGUCAACCGGUUUUCCUCUCUUUCUACCUCCCAGCCAAUAUUCAGAAGAAACUCUUUUCAUGUGAACUGGAAAAGAUGAAUUUCAAGCUUCAUUGAGAGCUUGAAAACCUUAAAUCCUUCUUGAAAAUAACCUGCCUCUCAGGAAUCUUUGGUCCCCAAAAUUAGAAACCUUCUUUCUUGGGCUGUGGAAUGGCUGCAUUAUUAACUAUGAUUAUAG
Molecule: messenger RNA, 9247 nt
Organism: Physeter macrocephalus (sperm whale)
Lineage: Eukaryota; Metazoa; Chordata; Mammalia; Artiodactyla; Physeteridae
Product: mitochondrial amidoxime-reducing component 1
Exons: 5
Coding region: 109-567 (152 amino acids)
Biological process (GO): nitrate metabolic process
Cellular component (GO): mitochondrial inner membrane
Molecular function (GO): molybdopterin cofactor binding; molybdenum ion binding; nitrate reductase activity
Source: RefSeq, a predicted model, not a curated record